Drosophila serrata is the source of this 700-nucleotide messenger RNA. RefSeq lists its product as uncharacterized. The record is from RefSeq and is a predicted model, not a curated record. Gene Ontology annotation, biological process: regulation of synaptic transmission, cholinergic; positive regulation of voltage-gated potassium channel activity; sleep. NCBI's taxonomy places the organism in Eukaryota, Metazoa, Arthropoda, Insecta, Diptera, Drosophilidae.
AAAAUUUUAAUACUUUUUACAGCAAAAUAACCGCAAAAAUGUCGACAACAACAACGUUCAUUAUCGUGUGCCUGGCAUUGGCGGCAAAUAUCUUAACAGUGAGUGCCAUUCGGUGCCAUCAGUGCAAUUCGCAUGAGAACGAGGACUGCGCCGGCCUGGUGGUGAACACUCCACGCGCCCAGCGGGACGAACAGUAUCUGAAGGAUUGCGUGGCCCCUGCGGGCCAUGAGGCCUUCUGCCGGAAGACCGUGAUCAAGUUCGAAGUGAACCACGAGCACCGGAUCGAGCGGAACUGCGGCUGGAUACCGGAGAAGAUCCAGAAUGCCUGCUUCACCGCCGACAAUGAGGGCUACAAGCAGGUCGUGUGCACCUGCAGCGAGGAGGGAUGCAAUGGAGCCAGCUCCUUGAUGGGAGUCCGGCAGGUGGGCUACAGUCUGGCGGCCACAGUGGUCAGCCUGACAGUGGCUAGCAUCCUUAGACACUAAACGCAUAUCCUUGUAUAUCCUGCAAAGAAAAGAGUACCUUAUUUUACAAGUGGCUAAAAAACUAAGUCUUAACGAAAAUACUGCACUAAGUUCUUCAUUCCACUCUCUGAUGUAUGCCAUAUCCUUAGUAGUUAUGUCCAUCGCAGCAUCCCAUCUGUCUUGUAUUUGUAUUUAAUUUCUAUGAAAAUAUAAGCGUAAUAUUUAACUAAAAGAGA